Molecule: messenger RNA, 1072 nt
Organism: Nerophis ophidion (straightnose pipefish)
Lineage: Eukaryota; Metazoa; Chordata; Actinopteri; Syngnathiformes; Syngnathidae
Product: ras-related protein Rab-34-like
Exons: 10
Coding region: 152-991 (279 amino acids)
Biological process (GO): phagosome-lysosome fusion; endocytosis
Molecular function (GO): GTP binding; GTPase activity
Source: RefSeq, a predicted model, not a curated record
AAAGUCUGCUGACUUAAUUUUUUCUCUCUCAGUUGCUCUGCUUUUGUCUUGUCGACGGACAUUGAAGCAACUCAUCUCCAACUGGAUUAAUUUGACGUCUUUUAAAGGCAGCCUGCCCCUUCAUAAAAAAGCUCCCGCACCAAGUGCCUCCAUGGUGCCUCCGGCGAAGAGCGACAGGAUCAUCACUCACCUCCCCAAGGUGAGGCCCCCAGCCAGCAGCGCCCUGGUGACCGACGUGUUGCUCAAUCUGCUUUUCCCGCGCCGACGGCAGUGCUUCAGUCCCAGAGCGGCGCUGAACACCAAAGACGCCUUCCACCCCGACGUGACGGCCGCCUGCCACCACCGCCGGGAGGACGCCGUCAGCUUCAACGUGGCCAAAGUCAUCGUGGUGGGCGACGUCUCUGUGGGGAAAACGUGCUUGGUCAGCAGGUUCUGCAGCGGCGCCUUCAGCAGGAACUACAAGGCCACCAUCGGCGUGGACUUCCAGAUGGAGCGCUUCCAGGUGCUCGGAGUCCCCUUCAAUCUGCAGCUGUGGGACACAGCAGGACAGGAGCGCUUCAAGUGCAUCGCCUCCACCUACUACAGAGGAGCUCAGGCCAUCAUUGUGGUGUUCGACCUGGGCAGGGCCAGCUCGUUAAUCCACGCCAGGCAGUGGUUGGAAGACGCCAUGAAGGAGAACGACCCGUCCAGCGUACUCCUCUUCCUCGUGGGGACCAAGAAGGACCUCGGCUCUCCUGAGCAGCUGGCUGACGUGGAAGAAGAGGCCAUCAGACUCUCAGAGGAAAUCAGGGCGGAGUUCUGGGCGGUUUCUGCAAAGUCAGGUGACGGCGUGAGAGACUUCUUCCUGCGCGUGGCCGCUUUGACCUUUGAGGCCGACAUGCUAUCGGAGCUGGAGAGACGCGGCUCACAGAAGGCAGACGACAUCAUCAGGAUCGGCGGCGGCAAAGACGAGGAGCGCCGGUCUGCCGGGAGGAAGGCCAACUGCUGCUGACCACAGAGCAAGGGGACGAGCGUCAUGGCCGCCGACAAUUUGUGUGUAAAUUAGACGACAAUAAACCCAAAAUGGAAGUUU